AUGAUCCGAUACGAUACGACACACACACACGAGAAAAAAGAAAACACAACCCCUCCUCUUAUACUCAACUACCGGUUCCUUCAAACCUAUCUUCAACCUAAUGCUAUCCCUUGUUACAUUUUGACCGUUCCGAUCGGAACAAUCGUUUCCGAAUCGGAACGUGGCUUAAUCACGCCCUGCCCAGUCCACUCGUUACUAUCACCUCUCUCCCCAUCGCCUUGCUUCCCAAUCGAACUCGAUAUCGCUCUUUUGGACCAAUCGAGUCUUCACAACAGCCCCUUCCACUCUUGGCUUCAAAAUCGAUUUCGAUUUUCGAUUUUGGCCAAUCUAGGUUCCCUUUUUGGUUCCAAGACCCUCAAAAUCGAUUUUUGA
Molecule: messenger RNA, 372 nt
Organism: Melampsora larici-populina 98AG31
Lineage: Eukaryota; Fungi; Basidiomycota; Pucciniomycetes; Pucciniales; Melampsoraceae
Exons: 4
Coding region: 1-372 (123 amino acids)
Source: RefSeq, a predicted model, not a curated record